GGCCGCAGCGCCUCCUCCUCCUCCUCCUCCUUCUUCUCCCCUGUGCAGCCGGUCCGGGUCGGCAGCGGGCCUGCUGGUCACCUCAGAGGGCGGCUUCGCGUCCGCCAUGGCCCUCGGUUACGAUUAUGUGAGCGCCGACCAGCUGGCCGGGUUUGACAAGUACAAGUACAGUGCUUUGGACACCAAUCCCCUCUCUCUCUAUGUAAUGCACCCAUUUUGGAAUACUAUAGUGAAGAUUUUCCCUACGUGGCUGGCUCCAAAUCUGAUCACUUUUUCUGGUUUUCUGCUGCUUGUAUUCAAUUUCUUACUCAUGGCAUACUUUGACCCUGACUUCUAUGCAUCAGCUCCGGGUCAAAAGCAUGUACCUGAUUGGGUGUGGAUUGUUGUGGGCAUCCUCAAUUUCACAGCCUACACAUUAGAUGGUGUGGAUGGAAAGCAAGCUCGGAGAACCAAUUCCAGCACCCCCUUAGGAGAACUCUUUGAUCAUGGCCUAGAUAGCUGGGCCUGUGUUUACUUUGUAGUGACUGUGUACUCCAUUUUUGGCAGAGGAAGGACUGGCGUCAGUGUUUUUGUUCUCUAUCUCCUCUUAUGGGUGGUCUUGUUUUCUUUCAUCCUUUCCCACUGGGAAAAGUAUAACACAGGGAUUCUCUUUCUGCCCUGGGGAUAUGACAUGAGUCAGGUGACUAUUUCUAUUGUCUACAUAGUGACUGCGGUUGUGGGAGUUGAGGCCUGGUAUGAACCUUUCCUGUUUAAUUUCUUAUAUAGAGACCUAUUCACUACAAUGAUUAUUGGGUGUGCAGUAACUGUGACUCUACCAAUGAGUUUAUAUAAUUUUUGCAAAGCCUACAGAAAUAACACCUUGAAGUACAAUUCAGUCUACGAAAUGAUGCUUCCAUUUGUGUCUCCGUGUUUACUCUUCACUCUUUCUACAACCUGGAUUUUCUUAUCACCAUCCAGUAUUCUAGAGACUCAUCCUCGACUGUUCUACUUCAUGGUUGGAACAUUGUUUGCCAACAUAACAUGCCAGCUGAUUGUCUGUCAGAUGAGCAACACCCGGUGCCAACCUUUGAAUUGGUUGCUUAUGCCACUGGCCUUGGUCAUUCUUGUGGUACACUCAGGAUUAGCUCCGCACAGUGAAACCUUUCUUCUCUACUCAUUGACUGCUCUUGUUACUGUGGCACAUGUCUAUUAUGGGAUUCGAGUGGUAAACCAGCUCAGCAAGCACUUUAAGAUCCUGCCCUUUUCACUAAGGAAACCAAGUUCAGAUUGACUAGGCCUCGAAGAGGAGAAAAUCAGCCUGCAGUCUGCAGAACAACUGUAAAUAUGUUGACUGCUGUAGUUUGUAAAUACUUCAACCAUCACCACAGAACUAAAUCUAUCCAUUGGACGAACAAACUUGGGAACGAAAUAUGCCGGGGGCUCCAGACAUGGUCAGUUGGGACAGAGCAUAUGAUCAGGACUCCCCUCUGUCAACCAUGUCUCCUCCACUCCCCCUCAAAAAAUGUUUUUGAUGAAACCAGAUGACGGCGGUCUCCUUUUUAUGUUAAAAUAUGUUAUUAGACCAGCGAAUUCUUCCAGGGGCAUCCACUUACUAAUUUUUGUUCAGAAAUGGCCGUGAAUUUUUUUUGAAUCUUUUUUUCUUAAUGACAAGCUGGUUUAGCAUUCAUAAAACAGUGCGUUUUUAUAUUUAGUGACUUAAUGGGUUUUACUUAUCUGCAGAAUGAGUUGCAGUGGCUCCAAAUGUAACUGAAAGCUAAGUCACAGGAGCCGAUCACCUUCAGCAAAGGAUGCCAAAUUAUUCCCGAAGGACCGGAACCACAAGUCACUUGUACAGCUGCCAAUACUGGCUCCUCUUUCCCAUGGAAAUGCCUUGUCUUGAUGCUGUCUCAGCUGACAUUUGAUUGAUUCCUUGACAUCAUGCCACCUCUUUCCUCUGGAGUAGGUUGAGACAAAUGGUUUUAUAAUUUUUUUAAAAAAAAUUAUUUUGGGAUUGAUAACCAAGAAGUAUUUAAUUUUAUAAUUUAAGACAUUUUUAGUUGUAUCUUUCCCAGGUGCAAGCUGCUUGGAUACAGUUUUGAAAAGAGUUCUUGUGGACCACGUAUUAUAUGACUGCAUUUGACAUGCCUGAUUAUGAGACCACAUAUUUGCUUUCAGUGAGGAAUAGAGAUGAAGUAUCUUUUAGGAAAAAUUCAUUUUGGAUUUGCGAAAUAGGAUAGGUCAACCGCAAAUAUCCAGUGAGUCUUUUGAGACCUAUUGUGUGGAUUUUUGACUUCAGCUUAAUCUAUCAGGUAUACAUUAGGAAAUGUUUGCCCAUCCCCCUAUACAAGUUAGACAAGACAUGAAUGUAAUUUGCCUUAUUGGGCACGCGUAGCUCAGAGAUAGGGGAGUAUAGAGAAUAUUAUUUGGAUGUGUACAGGUGAAAUAAUUUUUUUCCAUAUAAUUGUUCCAACAAUUUGCAUUUCAGGUGUAUUUUUACCUUUUUGUAUUAAAACCUUUUUUCAGUUUUCCCUUUUUUCAGUUUGGUGGUGGUGAGGAUUUUACAUGCCGAUUUUCUUUAUCUUCCCAGUGAAUGAAGCUUGUGCUUGAAUGAAGAGUGCAUCUUAAACCCAUUUUUUUGGAAAAGUUGCACUUGGAGAGAAAGGGCACGACUGUGUUUAUAUGUAAUUAAACUUGGAAAAUCAUUUUAUCCAUAGAUAAUUUAGUCCAUCACUAGCUCAAUUGCAGUGUCCGUCUUCUGUGGGUUAUUAGAAGUGUGGAAUCCAGAGGCUCCCCCAUGACCUUAUCCUUUAAUUUCCAUUUGUGUGUAUAACACACAAAUGUGUUAUAUUUGUUAACAUAUAUAACAUGUAUAACAUAUAAAACAGAAGGGAACACUGCAUGGAAAGGAAACAAAUCAUUGCAGGAAAAUGUAGCUAGUGAUUCAUUGUUUUCAUCGUGGUGGUUGGAGAUCCUGAUUAGCUGAAAUUACGUUUGUUUCUUUUAUUUGAUCAUAUAUAUGUUGUCUGCUACCUGAAACGGAUAGGCUGAUGAUCUGGAAAUAGGAGGGCCUGGCUUUGCUUUGAGUUCAAUUAUUAGUUUACUGACAUUGUACAAAAAAAUUGCUAGCGGAGAGGAGUUGGAAAGUGCUUGAAUUAUCAGCCACUGUUUGUGUGUUGUUAUAUAGAAGCAGAUCGUUUGUGUAGAGGAAAUUGUAGAGUUGCAUAAAAUAUUACAUUGAAAAGUAGAACCGAUGAACUUGAAUACAAAGUGGGAAAGUCUGGAACGUAAUUGUUCUUUCCACUAAAUUGCAGAGCACCAGUGUGUUCCCUUAUCUGGUUUUUAAGGCAUGGAGCAUUUUAUGGUGUUUAGCUCAAAAAUGCAUCUUGAGUCUUUCCAAAAAUACAAAACUUUUAAAAAUUAUAUUGCGUUUUGCUUGUAAGGGACCUACUCCUGUAACAUUAAAAAAAAAACUCAUCAGUUCCAUGGGAAUUAGUGAUAAAGUGUUUUGACUGAUAGCAAGGUUAAAAGAAGCCUCAAGUCAAGAUGCAGUGAACUCACGAGUCUCCAUUGUUCUGCUGAUCUUUUCUCUGAUUACGGUCAGCCGUCCCUCUGGUUGGAAUCAAACCUUGGAAGACACCUAUUUAUUCUUUGUUCCUCAACAACUGAAGAGGAACCUAGUUGUAAAUAGCUUUGUGAUUGUACGCCAGCUUCCAAAGCUCGACUAACAUUUUUUCAACUUGCACAUGUUGUUUUAGGGACUGAUCAAAGUGGAAAUGUUCAAAUUUUCUCUCUCCAAUUUACCAUUGUCAGAAGCAUAAUCGCUAGUGCUAUCUGUUGGAAGUAAGGUUCUUCUCCACCAGUUUUCUGGGCCCUUCAGAAUUGAGUGCCUUAGCCUGGCCAGGGAUUUGCCCUUAAUCACUGAAACCUGGGCUUUGUGUCUUUUCUCCUUAUUAAGGUGACGUGGACACGCUGGCAGUUUCCUUCGAGUGAAUACGGCGGUUGUGUGCUAAUUUCACAACUCUCCCAUUUUGAUCUCAUGAAAGCAAUGUUGCAGGUGACUCCUGAAUUCCAACCUAUUUGUGUUUGGUAAAUACACACCCCAAGGGGAGUCAGGAGCAAAAGUCAGGCUGUGGUUGCUUUCUUGCUACAUAUGCUUUGCCAUUAAUUAACUAGUCAGGAGUACUUUUUGUGACCCUACUUUCCAAGUUGGUCAGGCAUCAACAAGGUUUUCCCUCUGCAUGCCAAACCAGGGGACAGGGACAGCCAUGGCUUAGGUCAGCAGUGAUGCCUCAUCAGUGAAAGCAUCCUGUAAUAGAAGCCAGUUGACAGAAAGUGGUGUGGUUUUUGGAAAGAUGGAAGCAAUCCCAGAAUGGGGUUGGCGGGGGGCGGUGGCAGCAUAAGAUUGGCUCCUAACUCCCUGAAUCACAGACGUUAUUACAAACUGGUCGGUUUUUCACAGAAUAGGGUAAUGAGGGUUAGGUGUACAGCACACAAGUUUUCCUUUUUGAAACAAGACGAUCCUUUUUUUUUUUCUUUUGAAAUUUUACCCAACACUCAAAAAGCAGAUUGUUCUAGGUAAUUGUAAACUGGAAUGGAAACUAAGCGAUUGGUUUCAAUUCUGAGAUUAUAUCAGUGUAAAUGGGGAAAACGAUGGUUUGGCCAAAAAGAGAAACUGGAAAGGAAUCAGUGUAGGGGGGGAAAUGUAUGAUAUAGGCUUUUCAUUAACUUUUGUGUUAAGUCUUUAGGAUUUUCUGUGAUCCACAGUGUUAGGAGUACUUAGGUGUUAUGUGAUGCAGGCUGCUUAGAUGCUCAGUUGAAAACAAACCAAAAAGAUUUCUUAGGUGGGCCACACCCUCUUGAACACACUUUGCAAUCUGAAAAUGGCCCUGAGUAGAGAGGGAAACAUCAGUAAUUUCUUUUUAAAUCAUAGGGAGGUGUUUUAACUACAAGACAUUGUUUUAGCUAGAAGCCUAAUCAAGCUCCUUGGUCUUUCAGAGGACCCUGUUCAUCUCCAUUUCCUGUGUCACCUUGAAGUUUAUCCGUGCCAAGCAGCCUUUUCUCCCUUUCCUCCCUCCCCUGCCCCCCUUCAAUGGCCAUUUUGAAGCGUUUCUUCUUAGGCCUUCCCGUUGGGCUUUAUCUCUUCAGCUAAAAGGCAGGUGUCCUGUGUAGGACGUUACACGGCCUAACGGCAACAGAGCAGGCCGGGCAUGUGGUGAACUCUUAUGGCUUUUGCUCCCAAGAGGAGCCAGUAGUUGAUCUAGAGGCUUUGAAUUUUGUGUUGACAGCCUGAACUGGAUUUUCAGGGAAAAUCCGAGAAAGGGGAGGGUGGCCGAUGAGGUGUGUUGUGUUGCAGAAAGUCUUUCUUGAACACCCCAUGGGAGAAUAGCCCUGCCAUAUUAAUCACAGUUGUCUAACAACAUGGGAGUGAAGAGUCUUAUGUGAAGGAAAACUCAGGUUACAGUUCCAGCCUUCCCCUUCCUGGCCAUUUCUUCCAGCACCACAUCCCGUUCUACCCAGACACAUGCUCUGUCAGAAGAACAUUCCUUAAUUCUCCAGAAGCGUUAACGUGUAAAGGAAAACAUGCUUUAUAUGAGAACUGACUGCAUUUAAGGCACUUUUGCAUGUGGUAUUUAAAAUGGACCCUCUUUAUGGUAAUACAGCUUUUGUCAAUUGUAUUAAUUGAAUGUGAACCGCUCUGCUUUUUAGGAAGCUUUGUUAAUUCUGUGAUUUUUUUUUUUUUCCUUUUUAAACUUUUUAAAUGAUGUGACCUCAGUGACUGCUUUCUACACCGAAAUGUUCAGUUUUGGUAAUGUGAUAUUAUGUAAUUGCUGAGAGGACAAUACAAUUAAUGGUUUUAAUGUGGGACUAAAAAUCAAUUGUGGCGGGGUGAUUAACUUAUCCCUUUAAGGGGGGCUUGUUAAGUCUUGGUGAAGAAGAGAUUCCUUGGUGAAGAAACUGGCAGUAUUUCCAUGAUGAAUGUUUUUUCUUCUCCUCUGGCUUAUGAUGGUAAAGUGCAGUGUUAAACAGAUAAUGGUGAGACCAGAUAAUUAGCCAGGAGAGGCUACUUUUUAGCACAAACUAUAAGCAAGUUACUGCUUGCAGUAGCCAAGGUGGUUGGACAGUCUAUCUGUCCAAAGGAGGCUGGUUAGCAUGAAUUGAUUAGCAUGUUAUAUUUGCUCAUUCUGCUUAGGAUGGGGAAGCACUGAAGGGGUGGGAUGAUAAAGGGGAAAAGGGUGUAAGCAUCUUGGCUGCAUCUGGAGUUCCUUGGCCUUUCAUUUUAGUGGCUUUGGAAAGGUGUUCAUACCAAAAUUUAGAGUUUUUUUUAUUGUUCACCUUGUACCAUUACUGGUCAUAAAUUCUGAAUGCUUCAGGGUGAAUUCACAAAUGGUUUCUGAAUCCUUGUCAAUAAUUAAAUAAGGUAAAUGGCAAAUAAGGACUUGGCUUGUAGAAGAUUUAGUUUCUUAAGGGAUCUCAACUGGGAAUGAUGGUGCUCAUCCCGCAAUUUCAGUCUGACUCGCUUGCUCCAUCGGAUCAGGUGCAGUCUGUUUUUGCGACCUGGAUAUUAUUCCCAGAUUAGGGCAGUGUGACAUAAUCCAUUCUCUUAGGCAAUAGUUGAUUCAUUCUUACAGCCUGGAGGAGAAGCCUUUCAGGGAUCUCUCUUAACACAAUCAGUUGCUCCUUUUUAAAUUGUGCCAAGAAAUCUGUUUGGGGCUAGACUCCAGAUUUCAAGGGUGAGCUGACAAAUUCCCUCUUUGGACAAGAGGAAAGGCGGUGAGCCCAUUUUACCUGCAUAAUGCCAAGAUGAAAUAUAACCUUCCCCUCUUCUGGUCCCACCCUUAGUCUGCAGGAACAGAUGCCAAGCUGGCAGCCAGCUAUCAAAUUAUUGAACACUAGUAAGCUCUCAAGAUGUGGGAAUGAGAAUAGGUGGCAAGCCAAUUGUUUUUGCUAUAGAAAUAGUCUGUUUUGAGCCAUCUAUAACAUGCUGUUUUUAACCACGAAGCAGUGUUAACUGUGUUUGGAAAGUAGUGGGAAAGAAGGUGGAAUCACUGCAUGACAAUGAACAGUACAACUCUGGUUUUUCUUUUAAAAGGCAGUUUGCAGAGCUAGUGGUGUAACAUGGCUACUGAUUAGCCCGGCAGCACCAAUACUAUCCAGACAAGUUGAUGCAGCAUUUUUGUGUAUUAUUAUUGGGCUAUUUAUAGGGGUAUGUACAUACAUGAUAUAUAUGUAUAUGUAUGUUUCUACUAUAUUAAUGUAGAAUGGAUGUUGACUCAGAAGCCUCUGAGCGUGUGCAGAAGAGUCUGAUCAAGGUAACAUCCCGGGCUAGUGAGUGGCACCCCCUGCCACUCCUCCCCGACAUUCCCCUGGGCUGUCACCUCCACCUCUGAUAUUCCCUGUCAUGUGACGUGGGACUUUAUGGGAUAUGUGUACCAUCCACACAUAUUCAUAUUUAUUGAUCUCAUCACUGGAUUCUUAGAAGCCCUUACGUUUCAUCAAGAUCCCUGUUCUUGCUGCUAAGAACCUAAAGGUUCCGCGGUGGGUUUUAAUUGCAAACUGUUGACUGCUAUUGUCAGUAAAUAUUUAUUGUAAAAAAUAAAAGCGAACGGUAAAUAAAAUUUUCAAAGUCUUUUAA
Tachyglossus aculeatus (Australian echidna) is the source of this 7612-nucleotide messenger RNA. It is a transcript of the gene SELENOI, whose product is annotated as selenoprotein I. Lineage: Eukaryota; Metazoa; Chordata; Mammalia; Monotremata; Tachyglossidae. Gene Ontology annotation, cellular component: Golgi apparatus; endoplasmic reticulum membrane. The transcript is spliced from 10 exons. Gene Ontology annotation, molecular function: ethanolaminephosphotransferase activity. Bases 107 to 1270 code for a protein of 387 amino acids. The record is from RefSeq and is a predicted model, not a curated record. Gene Ontology annotation, biological process: phosphatidylethanolamine biosynthetic process.